Molecule: messenger RNA, 2124 nt
Organism: Trichoplusia ni (cabbage looper)
Lineage: Eukaryota; Metazoa; Arthropoda; Insecta; Lepidoptera; Noctuidae
Gene: ac
Product: achaete-scute complex protein T3-like
Exons: 2
Coding region: 894-1607 (237 amino acids)
Biological process (GO): regulation of transcription by RNA polymerase II
Cellular component (GO): RNA polymerase II transcription regulator complex
Molecular function (GO): protein dimerization activity; DNA-binding transcription factor activity, RNA polymerase II-specific; RNA polymerase II transcription regulatory region sequence-specific DNA binding
Source: RefSeq, a predicted model, not a curated record
AUCGGAUCGCUCUACAUGCGUAUACAGAUGUAACAGCCUUAAUUUCAUUACACCAACAAAGUAACUCCUUCCAUUCCCCAAUUUCCAGAAAUGGUUUCAUUAACGUAAAUGUCAAUGUAUUUUAUCGAUAAUGUACCGAUAAACACUGAUGCGACUUUUAUCCAGCAGGUUUGAGUCGCCUUUAUAAGAAAUACCUUUAAACUCAAACACUCAAUGAGAUCGAAACUGAUAAAACUGAUGUGGAUUCUUAAGACGAUUGAUUUAUUUUAAAUAUAAAGACAUCGAUACGCUGAUUAUGUGACAAUAUCUCUUCAUCCCUUUUAGUGGCAGAGCAUUAACGGUAAGUCCGCGGAUAUUUAUGGCCACUUAAAAUUAACCUGCAAAAAUAUUUACGGUAUCUUCUAUAAUUUAUAUCAUCAUAUCUUUAUUACCAGUACUUUAUUUUAAUCAGUACAUAGAUUUCUGAAAUGCCAAAAAUGGAAUAUGAUAACACGAAAGCUAAGAAUGCCAUUCAUUUAUAUUUUACUUUAAAACGUCGAGUGGUCAACAGAAAAACCGGGCACGCGUUAGCCGACCCGCGCCGCGCACCCCUCCAGCCACUAUGCCAGGUACGGACCCGCACGUACUGGGGGAAGGGAUGAUCGAAAAUAAUAGGGGAAGAGAAUUUUAAAAUUUAUAUUUUUUGCAGCCGGCGCAGGUGAUAUAACGCGUGCGCGUGCGCCGGCGGCUCACUUGUACGUGAAGCUCCGCUGCCGCCGCUCGCGCUCGCCUCUAACCGAAAGCUCCUACGAAGCCUUUCCCUAUCGCGCAGUGCUUUUCCGAUAGCCGCGCCGACCGGUCGUGCUCUUUAUCUGUCGUGAACGCUCGCGCCCGCCGCGCUGUACGCACGUAAAAUGCUACAAGAAAUUCAACUCGUUCAAGGUCAGACGAACUACGUAGUCGUCGCGUCCGGAUAUCCUUCAGCUACAUUAACGAAAACUCCUGCAGAGAAAAGAAACGUACCGAUCGCUCCAGCUCCUGAAAAAAAUUACGUUACACAUGAUACACCGCCGAACUUACAGUACAGGAAAAAGGUGCACUUCAGGACAAAUCCCUACACCGGACCGCAGGCUGCUUCGAUCGCGAGACGUAACGCUCGGGAACGUAACCGUGUGAAGCAAGUGAAUGAUGGAUUCAACGCGCUCCGCCGUCACCUGCCCGCGUCUGUUGUUGCUGCGCUAUCAGGUGGCGCCCGAAGAGGUUCAGGGAAGAAACUCAGCAAAGUUGACACUCUGAGGAUGGUUGUUGAAUACAUCAGGUAUUUGCAACAGUUGCUAGAAGAGAGUGAUGCAGCCUUAGGCAUUACUCGUGAUCAAGAGAAUAGAGAAAAUAUUCCAAGUGGAAACACAUUGCAAUCAAUGACAACUAUGGACAUGGAUGACGGGUUCUUCUACGGUAGUGGGUCUCCGUGUUCAGAGAAGCCUGACUCACCUGCGCCUUCUGAAUGUUCUUCAGGGGUGUCGUCGGCGUACUCAGCUGACCGGUACGAACCUACGACACAACAGAACCUCGGCCCUAUGGACGAAGACGAACUACUGGACGUCAUCUCGUGGUGGCAACAGAAAUAACAAUCAUGUAAACCGUUGUGAAUGACACAAGUGGACGCAACCCUCCGAGAACGAUGUUCAUUAUUUAUUGGUAGUGCAUUUAUCGUUUAUACGAAAAGACUCUUGUAUAUCUAGUCAAACCGGUAGUGCCUUAUUACCUAGAUCAUAAGACUUAGUAUUAUUAAUCAUGUUUUGGGAGAAUCGUGGGACAAUGAAAACAUCUGACAGUCUGAUUUUAUUAAUUCAUAUUUCGAUUAUCGAGGUGUGUAUUUUUUUAAUUUUAAUUGCACUUUUAAGUGUUUGACUGUGUAAAGUACCUCUAAAUUAUAUCGAUAUUAAAUCGAUAGUUUGUUUGGUAUAGGCUGUUAUACUUUUAGUAUGCUUUGUGAAACAAGACGGCCGAUAGUACACGUUACCUUUUACUGUUAUUACCGAACCUGACGCACAAUGUAUUAUCGGCCGAGUCGAUGAUAUUGUAAAUAUACCUUAAUUAGUUCUAAGUGUAGGCUAAGAAAUUAAAGCUAUUUAUUGAACCUAA